AUGAAUAAUUGUUGCCAUUCAUUAUCAACCGCUGCCUGCCAGACCUUCCUGAAGCGGACAGCUCAUCACACGGCUCUGAUAGAGCAGCUCAACAAGCGUCUGGAGGUUGUCUACAGCGGAGGAGGUGAGCAGUCAGUUGAGCAACACCAUGCUCGCGGAAAGGCCUUGCCACGCGAGCGCAUCAAAGCGAUCCUGGAUCCAGGCACCGAAUUCUUGGAGCUCUCGGCUCUUGCAGCCAACGAUCUCUAUGACGGCAUGGCGCACUCUGCAGGAAUUGUUACCGGCGUCGGCCUCGUGCAUGGCAAGGAGGUUCUCUUCGUUGCUAAUGAUGCCACAGUCAAAGGUGGCACCUACUACCCUAUGACUGUCAGCAAGCAUCUCCGUGCGCAGCAGAUCGCCUUAGAGAACAACUUGCCCUGUGUCUAUCUCGUUGACAGUGGUGGCGCAUACCUUCCACUGCAGGACGAGGUAUUCCCUGGACGCCUGCACUUCGGACGCAUCUUCUACAACCAGGCGCAGAUGUCCCGACGCGGUUUGCCGCAGGUUUCAGCUGUCCUCGGCUCCUGCACAGCGGGCGGCGCCUAUGUCCCAGCGAUGUCGGAUGAGAACAUCAUCGUCAAGGGAAACGGCACCAUCUUCUUGGGAGGGCCUCCCCUGGUCAAGGCCUCCACCGGCGAGGUGGUCACUGCGGAGGAGCUUGGAGGUGCGGAUGUGCAUACAUCCAAGUCUGGCGUUGCGGAUCACUUCGCAGAGAAUGAGCCUCAGGCAUUGGCGAUCUGCCGUGAGGUCUUGGCGCACGUUGGUGAGCCGACGCAUCCGAAGCAUCCUGAGGUAGAGCCUGAAGCCCCGUUAUUGGAUCCCAACGACCUGCUGGGAAUCAUCCCAGAGGACAACUCCAAGGCCCUGGAAAUACGCGAGAUCAUCGCUCGAAUUGUGGACGGCUCGCGGUUCCACGAGUUCAAGCACAGGUAUGGCACCACUUUGGUGUGUGGAUUUGCGCACAUCCACGGCUAUCCCAUCGGCAUCGUGGCCAACAACGGGAUCCUGUUUGGCGAGUCGGCAACCAAAGGAGCGCACUUCGUGCAGCUUUGUGGUCAGCGGCGGAUUCCCCUCCUGUUUCUGCAGAACAUCACCGGCUUCAUGGUGGGCAAGGCUUAUGAAAAUGGUGGCAUUGCACGCGAUGGGGCCAAAAUGGUCAAUGCUGUGGCGUGUGUGGACGUGCCGAAGAUCACUGUGAUUGUGGCUGGAAGCCAUGGCGCUGGGAAUUAUGGCAUGUGCGGACGUGCUUUCGAUCCUCGCUUCCUGUUCAUGUGGCCCAAUGCCCGAAUCGGCGUGAUGGGUGGUUCACAGGCAGCAGAGGUUCUUUCAACUGUCAAGCAGGCGCAGUUGAAACGGCAGGGAAAGCCGGAGAUGGGUGAGAAAGAGUUGGAAGACUUCAAGCGGCCCAUCCUAGAGAAGUAUGAGGCCGAAGGAAACCCUUACCACUCGACAUCUCGACUCUGGGAUGAUGGAAUCAUUGACCCGCGCGACACGCGGCAGGUACUUGCCAGAUGUCUGCGGAUCUGCAGCAGGGCGCCUGGCGAAGUCUCCAAAGGAGGAUUUGGCGUAUUCCGCAUGUGA
Messenger RNA from Symbiodinium pilosum, 1620 nucleotides. The record is from the annotation of a GenBank genome assembly. NCBI's taxonomy places the organism in Eukaryota, Dinophyceae, Suessiales, Symbiodiniaceae.